CUUGUUAUUUUUUCACUCGAACCCUAACUCUCACUUCCCUCCACGCUCUCUGACCUGAGCUCAUUCUCUCUCACUCUUGCCUCCUUCCUCUCAUGCUCUAUUUCCAUGGCUACUGUCUCUCCCUCAUUAACCACCUCCGUCCCCUCACCGGCGCCAUCGCCUCUGCGGGCAAGCUCUCUCCGGCCGCAAGCUGGUGCUUCUCGUCCAACAGAAGGCGGAGUGGCGGGAGAGGAAACGCGCCCGACGCAGUAAGCGACGAGAAUCAGGAUCCGACGGUGAAACCGAGUCGAGGUCCGAGAAGAAGAGAAUCAGAAAAAAGAGAGGAAAAUGGAGAGAAAAGAAGACGACCCAGUGAGCGAGGUUCUCAGAGAUCGAUUCAGCUCUCCACCAUCUCUAUCGCUGAUGCCGAAGGUUUGCUGCUUGUAUAAUAUUCGUGGGACUGAUGUUGAUUACGGUCCAGUUGUUCAUGCCUUUGCGAUAGUUACUCUGAACUCAGCUUUCUUCUAUGUAGACAAAAGGAAGGUUGAAUCUGAGCAAUUCAAGCCAAAUUAUACGGCACCACCUCCUCUAUUUCAUUACGGUGGUAUUCUAAUGAACUUCCGGGGGAAUUGGGAGAUUUCUAGAAGAGACUUGCAGAAUCCUGGAUUCCUAGCAAUGGUUACUACUGAUCUUGAGUACAUGAAUAACGACCUUGAUGAUGAAUAUUCAGCUCCCUCUUCAAGAAGCUUGCUAUGCUGCCGUAUAGUUGCUAUAACUUUUAUGGUUCUUCUGGUUUUACGCCAUAUGCUUCCAGUCAUAAUUAGUGGAGCUGGAGAGUACUCAUUGACACUGUUCACAGUUUCCUAACACCUAUUUGCUUGUUGGUGUUUGCAAUGAUGCUACCACUCACAAGUUUAAAGGGAAAACUGUUAUAUCAAUCACAUGAUGGCAAUAAAGAUGAUCAACCAAGCACAUGUUCGUAAGGGCAAAGCAUAGACGUCCUCAAGUUUGGUUCGAUUUCUGGUUCGAUUUCGAAUUCUUCAAGCUUGGAACAUGGAGGCGAUCUCAAUGAAGCCGUGAAUGCACAUUUUAGGGAAG
Molecule: messenger RNA, 1077 nt
Organism: Rosa chinensis
Lineage: Eukaryota; Viridiplantae; Streptophyta; Magnoliopsida; Rosales; Rosaceae
Exons: 8
Coding region: 328-846 (172 amino acids)
Biological process (GO): protein ubiquitination
Cellular component (GO): membrane
Molecular function (GO): ubiquitin-protein transferase activity
Source: RefSeq, a predicted model, not a curated record